AUGUAUUCGUUGGUGGCUGCUGCCAAGUCUGCAGUAAUUUCUGCGGUCUUGGGCUGCCAUGAGAAAUCUGCCCUCUGGUCUUUGUCAUCACAGAUUCAGGAAAUGCGCUAUGAAGAAUUGAAGAAAACCAUACUUGGUGAGGAGUCUGGAGAGGAAGAAGGUUCUGAUGAUGCAGUUUCAGAUGCCCUUCCCUGGCAGCAUGUGCUAGGCAAUAUACAAUUCACUGAAGAGGACACCACUUCAUCUUCUCGUUUUUUUAUCAACUUCCUUUUCGUGGAAUUGUCGGAGUAUCUUGGCAUCCGUUUGCUAAACCAGCGGCUCAAAGAUCCUGCAUUGCAGGACUCUCAUGAUUCUAUUUUCCCAAAGGAUAAUCCCAAGAACACCAGCUUUGCCAUUAACUUUUUCACAUCCAUUGGUCUUAGUGGCAUCACUGAGAAGCGGCGUGACUACUUGAAGCAGAUGCCACGACUAUGCAAUAACAAAAACCGGUGUCAGACUCAGAAUCAGAUGAUGAAGAAAAUGAGAGUCGUUCUGGUUCAUCUGAGUCAGACACAACAAGUCCUGAGUCUGAUGAAAAUGAAAGCGAUAGGGACGAAAGACACAAGAAGCGCAGAAGGAGAAAAAAGCUACAGGGAUGAAAGAGACGGGAAGCGUAGGACGAGAGUGAUGGCUACAGUGUUGAUACGUUCUUUCUUUCCGCGAACAACAACGCUUGCUUUGCUUUUAGGUUCUCUGUUCAAGAGAGCCUGUUCUGAUGGUAUAUUAGUCUUAGUUCAGGCUCAUCACUUCUGA
Prunus armeniaca (apricot) is the source of this 792-nucleotide messenger RNA. The record is from the annotation of a GenBank genome assembly. Lineage: Eukaryota; Viridiplantae; Streptophyta; Magnoliopsida; Rosales; Rosaceae.